Molecule: messenger RNA, 1124 nt
Organism: Cucurbita maxima (winter squash)
Lineage: Eukaryota; Viridiplantae; Streptophyta; Magnoliopsida; Cucurbitales; Cucurbitaceae
Product: hydroxyproline O-galactosyltransferase GALT3
Exons: 1
Coding region: 51-1076 (341 amino acids)
Cellular component (GO): Golgi membrane
Molecular function (GO): hexosyltransferase activity
Source: RefSeq, a predicted model, not a curated record
UUUCUGCUCUUCCUUCUUAAUACAUUCUUUGAUUUCAUUGCUUAAUUCCUAUGCUCCUCCCUCGAUCUCUCUUUGAAAUGGAAGUUACGAAGCCUUCCUCCAAGUCCGACCGACGUCGUUUUGUUCUCUCUUCGAUCUUCUUCAUCUUUUUCCUCUGCGUUUUGGCCUCCAUCAACGAAGCUCGUUUCGACGCCCUCUUGAAGUUCGGCCGAUGCACCGUCGACAGCGCUUCUUCUCUUUCGCUUCAAACGGCGACGUUUAAUUCCUCCGACGACAAUCUUCUUUCAGUUAAUUCUUCCUCUGUCUCCAACGACACUGAUAUCCGUAUACUCAUCGGCAUUCUAACGCUUCCCGAUCAGUACAAUCGCCGCCACUUUCUCCGUCUAAUUUACGGCACGCAGUCCGUUUCGGGCGCUAAAAUCGAUGUGAAGUUCGUCUUCUGUAAUUUGACGAAAGAGGAUCAGAAGAUUCUCGUCGCGUUGGAAAUAAUGCGGUACGACGACAUUAUAAUCCUCAAUUGCAGGGAGAAUAUGAACAAAGGCAAAACCUAUACCUACUUCUCCAGCCUACCGGAGAUCUUCAACAGCAGCGACGGCGGCGGACCUAAUCCGCCGUAUCACUACGUGAUGAAAACCGACGACGACACUUACAUCCGGCUCAACAGCUUGGUAGAAUCGCUCCGGCCACUUCCGAGAGAGGAUCUGUACUACGGAUAUGUAAUUCCUUGUCCGAGCAUGGAUCCGUUCGUGAAAUACAUGUCCGGAAUGGGAUACUUGAUAUCUUGGGACUUGGCGGAGUGGAUCAGAGAAUCGGAGAUCCCUAAGAACAAUUUGGAAGGGCCUGAGGACAAAGUAUUUGGAGAAUGGAUCAGAGAUGGCCGCCGAGCGAAGAAUCGGUUCAAUGCGAAGUGGUCGAUGUACAAUUAUCCGGAGCCGCGGACGGGAUGUACUCAUGAGCUUUGGCCGGAGACGAUCGCCGUUCAUCUGUUGAAGAAUCAGGAGAAAUGGAUUCGCACAUUGACGUAUUUCAAUGUCACUGCGAAUUUGAAGCCAUCGAAGUUGUAUCAUAUUCCAUAGGUGAAUCAAAUUCAAACCAUCUUUAGUUUCAAUUUUUGGUUAUUCUAC